CGUUUCGAAGUUGCUUGCUGUCUUGAAGCCCGAAUGUGUCAUGUUUUGGUGAAUCGUUGCAUGGCUUCUCAGAGUCACCUUCGCACGCAGGCACGCGGUGGAUGCAUGGAAGUCGAGGUCGGUUUCAUUCUAUAUGCGUACAACNCCCAUUUGAUCCAAGCGCUUGCAUGGAACGCCUUAGGAAAGACGNCCCCUGCGAGUUGCAACAAUGUCCGGGAACCAAGACAAGACGACGCUAAACACCCUGCAGCUGGUACAAAGCAGCAUGCAGCUGCUUUAGUGGUGGACAUUUCGGUUGUUAAGUUUUGGCUGGACCCACGGCUUUUGCUGGUCAAGGAUGNNGGUUUGCGGUUUCUUGACCUGCACAAUGCUUGGUCGAGGUCUCAGCGUNCCUGCUACUCUAGGGUUAGAUGUUCAAUUCGGGUUUCACGGCAAGUGGUCAAGAAGUUAGAUCUAUAG
This is a messenger RNA of Aureobasidium uvarum, 459 nucleotides long. NCBI's taxonomy places the organism in Eukaryota, Fungi, Ascomycota, Dothideomycetes, Dothideales, Saccotheciaceae. The record is from the annotation of a GenBank genome assembly.